Molecule: messenger RNA, 6452 nt
Organism: Bombus terrestris (buff-tailed bumblebee)
Lineage: Eukaryota; Metazoa; Arthropoda; Insecta; Hymenoptera; Apidae
Product: cyclic nucleotide-gated cation channel alpha-3
Exons: 17
Coding region: 3368-6406 (1012 amino acids)
Biological process (GO): monoatomic cation transmembrane transport
Cellular component (GO): plasma membrane; intracellular cyclic nucleotide activated cation channel complex
Molecular function (GO): cGMP binding; protein-containing complex binding; intracellularly cAMP-activated cation channel activity
Source: RefSeq, a predicted model, not a curated record
CCCCCGCGCCGAGGGAAGCAGCAGUAAGAGCCAGGCCGCCGCCAUAGCCGCUCCCCGGGCAACGAAGGAGGAGAAACCGGCGUACCAUUCUCUUUUCCUUUUUUCCUUUCUAUUUUUCUCUCUUUCUCUCUUGCGAUCCGCGAGCGAAGAUACGCGUUUCUUCCGCGGCGACGUUGUAACCUGCACCAGCUCUCUGCACGAGCUGUCCACUCGUCCAGCGACGCUGUUCGAGUAACAUCGAAGGGCAGACGGCAGCCGAGCAUCCGUCAGCGGAUCAUGUGACGCGGACCUGAACACGCUCGACGUUGCCCUUAAACGCGUGUGCUCGAUGACAGCGGGCGAAACGGCGCUGCCGACGACGUCGCCCGUGCUACGUCUUCGAUUCGCUGCGUGGAACGUGGACGACAACCGGUGCAAGUUGGUGCCAGUGCGCUAACCUCGAUUCCGUGGCAUCGCGACGUCACGAACCUCGCGGACUGCGUUCACCGCUCGAUCGCUAGCUCUCGCUGAGAUUACGCCGUGUGCGCGGUAAAGAAAGCAGCGGGUCGCCAAGCUCUCGCACGAGAUGCAAAGCUACGAUGACACCGGUCAUCGUGGAGAAACGACAGCCUGGAAUUAGUAAUCGGCCAAUAUCGACUAACGGUGGUAUCGUUUGAUGACUCGAAGCGACGCACGAGAACGUGGUCCGCGAUGAUGCUGAUCGUUCGUCGUCACUGCCGAACAUGCGUUGCAUCGUAAGUCGCUUUCAGCGAUCCAGCUUGCUUGCUUGCCUACGAUAUACGGCUGUCGCAAUCGUUCUGGUGACGUGAUUCCAAAGGAUCGUCCACUAGGAUGGUGGCGAGGGUCGUUGAGAUGGGAAAUGUUGACGCACGGCAUCCCCACGUUUCACAGCCUCGCUGCAUCGACGUGUUCGGCCAAGCAAGGCCGACGUUCUCGACGAGCUAAUUGAUUUAUAUCUUCGGGAAAGCCUGGCCGGUGAGCGAUCUCGGCGUCAUCGUUCGCUGCUCGGUAACAAAGCGACAGACGCUCGACGAGAUGGCCGAGAGAUCGCGCGAAUGAAAGAAGAGAGUAUAUCGGCUGAGUAUCCUUCGAGGGGAACAAAGAAGAGGAACACACGUGUUGCUCGAAUGCAAAGCAGCUUCUUAUACGUCGAGGCUGUCGUUGCGUGCUCGCCGCAGCCAAAAAGUUACGCGAGAUUGUGCAACGUGCGAAUCGAUAUCAUUCGGCGGAACGUCCGAGAGCGAUCCGAACAGCUAUCGUAUUUUACUUCUCGCGCAGAGGAUAAAAUUCUGGCCUGGUGCGACUUCUGUGCGCCACUGGAUGACCUUAACCUUUCGCGUUUCGGGGGAAGAAGUGGUCGAGGGAUUAGACGUCGGACAGGGAUCGUGGAGAAGCGUGAAAAUUCGAGAAAGAAUCCCCCUGCGACGUGACGGAUCUAAUUGAACGUAUAACUGUACGCUCUUAUCGACGAGCAGCCCGUAGAAGCAAGGGACGGAAGAAAGGAUGAGAGGCACGUUGACGCAUUCGUGCUGGAUUUUUAGGCGAACGAUCGCUGCACGCGUUUUGUACCGCGACGAUUUCUCAUCACGUACGCCACUAUGAAUCUCAUCGACCAACAUAGUGAUUCGUGCGCCGCCGAAUCGUAACGCAAUUACCAAGUGUCUUCUAAACGAUAAGCAUCGAUCAUCGACAUCGAACGAAUCUCUCCUUAUUGAGAAGCGCGCCGCACGACGGAAUAUUUAUACCGAAUAUUUCAACAGCCACUUAUUCGAUCGAAUACGAUCGGCGAAACAUUAUCCAUAACCGCAUACACGUAGAGCGAACAGACGCGCGAGUAACUACGUUCUUCUCACGAACGACAAACGUACGAGCCCCCGGUAUCGUCCAAGUUUCAUCAGCAACGGCCAACGUCGAAGACGCUCUUUGUAAACGAGUGCAGUCAGCGGCGCAUACAAACAGCUCAUUUGCAUUCUAACGAUAAGCAAACAUGACCGGACGGUUCGCCUAGGUUUGGAACGCAAGUCGGCGAUAGUUUGAUCGUUUCGGCAAGAUCGGUAGCGCUGAAACGUGGUGCACGUUCCGCGACUUUGGACACUGUGCUUGGGACUGAAGCGCGGAUCGGUGGUGUCGGCCGAUCGUGUUGAGUCAUCGUGUUGGGCCUGCGAUGAGUUCGGUUCAAGGAUAAACUCAACUUGUUGCGAGAGAACACACGUACACGAGGUGGGUGGCGGAGGAGGAGUAGAUGCGUGUGGAAGUGUGUCUUGACGUGAGGCGACGCUUUGGUGCGAAUGUGUGUCGGCUGGUGUGGUCGUUGGUGUCGCUGCUGAUGGUUGCAUCGCAGCCAGCCGUAAAGGAAUACGCUAUUUCGCGCGAGUGUCGGUACCGUGGCGUCGUGGAGGUGUCGUUGCUCGGUCGACCGGUGUCGAUUCCCUCGAUGAUCGAUCGACGACGCGGCCUCCGUUUCUUUCGAUCGAUUUCGCGACCGUGUUGUAUCGAGCGGCCUGGUCGUUCUCGCUCGUCCGUAUUUUCAACCGCGUCGCACACGAGAUGAGCAACGGGAGCAACGUGCUCGUCGAGCAUCGGUGUUGGUACCAUCGCGCUAUACAGCGCUUUGACGGAAGUUAAGCAUCGUGAUCGUUGUGAAGAGAGCAAAGGACGAAGGGGAGCAUCGAGUGGUUGGCAGCAGCAGCAGCAGCUCGUCGAAGAAAGCAAGCACGUGACACGAGUGCCGUGACCCGAGACACUUGUUGCACGGCUGCUGUCCCUUAAAGAGUCUGCUGGCUGCACGGCGUGUUCCUUCAACGCGACAGGAUUAGUCAACGUUGAAAGUAACUAGAAGGAGGAAGAAGGGAAAAGAAAGAAAAUAAGAGGGAAAUAAGAGGGACGUACGUGUCGUGAAUUCCGUCUAAUAUCGCGUUUCUUGCGACGUACUCGUGGCAUGCCGGCGGCGUUUCCUUUUAACGUGGUUCGCGAGAAGAGGAUCGUCCGUUGACGGGAUGAGAAAAGCACGAGCUGUAGUCGUGUGAUGCUGUCGAGGCGAUCGUGGAUUCGUCGUCGGCCAGCGAACGCACAGGCGACGCGUGGCUCUUUCUAGGAUCAGUGGAAUCGGAGUUUGGGGUUUCCGGGCGUAAAGAGGCAAGUGGAUACCGGCAAGAACGGAGAACAUGAACGUGAUUCUGCGUUUAGACCGGUGACACCGGUGGCGGUUGUGUGUGCGUGGCUAUCGUCGCUGGUAACUCCCAAUUAGCAGACUAUCACUGAGACGACGGAUAUCCUCACUCGGUGGAUAUCGUCGGGCUUGUAGACGGGGCGGGUUCGGCGAAGACAGGAAGAAAAAAAGACCGGAAGGCUGGAUCACCUCCGUGGAAUGUCUUCAGGCGCCAAGCGGCUGGUGCAGUCGCUUCGCGGCCGCAGCGGGGGUGGCAGGGGCAGCGGCGGUGGCCGCGGGGACGGCGGCGGAGGGGAAGGCGGCGGGGGCGGUGGCGGCGGAGCGAGCACCAGCGCGACCAGAUUGUGCCAUUACGAUAGCGGUCACGAGCUCGACGAGAUCUCGGUGGUUGGUGCCGCCAUCAGGGGCAGCGAGGGCCUUCCCACCCCCACGACCCCCUGUCAUUGCGGCGGCCUCAAGUAUGGCAGCGGGCAAACGCUUUACAGCAUCGCCGGCCUGGUGCCCCCUGCGCCCGCUGCACCUGCGCAUGGAGCCCAGUCAGACCCUGCUCAUCGAAUUUGGACUACGUAUGAAACCGUACUUGGCCAACCAAAUUAUUAUCCAAUGCGUAGACGCUCGAGCAUAAUCACAGGGAGUGGCGGCGGAGGAAGAGAUCGGUACAGCGGUGGUUCCGCUUCCGCUUUGAGCUGCGGCGGCGAGAAACUCCGCGAGGACAAACAAGGGAGGAUGCUGGAUGGCAAGACUGGGAUCAGAAGAGAGAAGGAAGAGGACACGAAGAGCGCUGACAACGUUUCCAGGGGUGCUAUACCUUCCAGGCAGAGCCUCCUGGAACUGGUCAGCAGCAAAUGCAUGAGCCGCCACACGCCCACUCAUCAUUAUUAUCAUCAGCAACAGCAGGUGUACUCGGUACCGCAGCGAUAUUUCAGUUCGUCCCGCGACUCGCUUCAGGGGGCUUACGUGAAUCGCGGCGCCAGUGAGUUCGACCUAAGCCGCAAACCGAAGAGGAGGGACCAGCUGAGGGGCAGAUUCAAGCUGCCAUACACCGUCGCGCUCACUUCUUCGCGCGACCAGUCGCACCUGCACACGCCAGCAUCCGUCAAUCAUCUCAGCAAUAGCAGCUGUAACGGCACCGAGACUAGGUAUACGGCGCAGCAACAGCAGCAACAACGUGGUAACAGAGGCUACCCUGGACAAGCAGGAACAAAGGGUUUUCGUACGGGUGCCCCUAAUUGGUCCUUCAUCUUCGAUCCCGCGGGACGUCUCUGUUAUUACUGGUCGAUGGUGGUCUCCCUUGCCUUUCUCUACAACUUCUGGGUCAUCAUCUACAGGGUCGCCUUCCAAGAGAUAAACGGCGAAACGCGCUGGGUGUGGUUCUGCUUGGACUACUUUUCCGAUUUUUUAUACGUGCUGGACAUAGUGUUUCACAUUCGAACCGGGUACUUAGAGGACGGUGUCUUGCAAACGGACGCGACGAAGCUGCGAAAUCACUAUACAAACAGCACUACGUUUUACAUGGACAUCCUGUGCCUGCUGCCCCUCGACUUUUUAUACUUAUCUAUAGGAUUCAACAGUAUACUUCGAGGUUUUAGGCUCGUGAAAAUAUACCGGUUCUGGGCGUUCAUGGACAGAACCGAGCGACACACCAACUAUCCGAAUUUAUUCCGCUCCACAUCCUUGAUACAUUAUUUACUGGUGAUCUUUCACUGGAACGGGUGCCUCUAUCACAUUAUCGAUAAGAACAACGGCUUCGGCAGUAAGAACUGGGUAUUCAGCGACUCGGAGACCGCGGACGUGGUGAAGAAAUAUUUGCAGAGCUACUACUGGUGCACGCUGGCCCUCACCACCAUCGGUGACCUGCCCAGGCCGAGGAGCAAGGGCGAGUAUUUGUUCGUGAUAGCUCAGCUGCUGUUUGGUCUGCUGCUGUUCGCCACGGUGCUAGGACACGUGGCCAACAUCGUCACUUCCGUCAGCGCGGCCAGGAAGGAGUUCCAGGCAAAGCUGGAUGGUGUGAAAACGUACAUGAGAAUGAGAAGAGUGCCAAAGCAUCUACAGGUGAAGGUGAUCAAGUGGUUCGACUACCUUUGGUUGACGCAGAAAUGCUCGGACGAAGAGAAAGCUGUCAGCUGUCUUCCCGACAAGCUGAAGGCCGAAAUUGCGAUAAACGUGCACCUGGACACGCUACGGAGGGUGGAGAUCUUCCAGAACACGGAGGCUGGCUUCCUGUGCGAGCUUGUACUAAGACUGCGACCAGUUCUUUUCUCACCUGGCGACUAUAUUUGUCGCAAAGGUGAGGUAGGCAAGGAGAUGUACAUAGUGAACAGAGGCCGGCUGCAGGUGGUGGCUGAUAACGGGAAGACAGUGCUGGCUACCCUUAAGGCUGGUUCCUACUUCGGGGAGAUCAGCAUUCUCAAUAUGAGGACUGCAGGUAAAGAGUGCGUUGGUGUUCAAAUAAAAAGGUCACAUAGAAGGGUGUUUCGUAACCGGCGAACAGCCAGUGUACGUUCGGUGGGCUACUCGGACCUCUUCGUCCUCAGCAAGAAGGACAUGUGGGACGUUCUGAAGGAGUAUCCCGCGGCUAGGAUCAGACUGGAAGCCAUCGCGGUGAAGAGAUUGGAAAAAUACAAGAGGGCUCCUCUCGAGAAAGCUGCAAUGGGACGAUGCCAAAGCACGCCAGGCCUCGUGGAGUCACAAGGUCGUAUACCGUUGGAGGAGAUGUGGGUUUCACCGGUGGACACCAAGUCCACUCACGCGUACUCGGCUGGUCACUCGUUGUUCUCCCCCAGCCCUAGUCCGGUGACGUCGCGCGGCUUGCCCAGCACCGCCAGCAACGUCAACGCGAGCAACGUUGCGAGGAGCAUGGAUAGUCCGAUGAGUGCCACCAGCAGCGGCCACAGCAGCGAGGAUCAGACAGCCAGGGCACCGCAAUCCGCGGCCACACAGCCAUCCACCGGCAGACAGUCCACCCACUCUGGCAUAACCAGCAGCAUGACGCAUUUAGUGAGCGAAGGUGCCACGCCACUUUUAGGCACUAACGAAGCUUUAUUGGCUGAAAUUAAACGUCUUCGGGAACGUCUGGUUUGUUUGGAGUCUGAAAACGCAGUAAUGAGCGCUAAACUGAAUCAACAACAGUGGGAAGUUGAGAAUCGAUUGGCUGAAAUCGAGAUGCAGAUUUGCGGUGCCAGCUCGUCUUCCAGUUUAGAAGAUAACAACGAGCGAAAUCGAGAAAGUAUCAUUUAACAAGAAACAAGGCCGCGAGAGCGCGGCAAAACAAAGAUAGCGCGAA